Messenger RNA from Akanthomyces muscarius, 1992 nucleotides. RefSeq lists its product as uncharacterized. Gene Ontology annotation, molecular function: transmembrane transporter activity. The coding region runs from base 1 to 1992 and encodes 663 amino acids. Gene Ontology annotation, biological process: transmembrane transport. NCBI's taxonomy places the organism in Eukaryota, Fungi, Ascomycota, Sordariomycetes, Hypocreales, Cordycipitaceae. The record is from RefSeq and is a predicted model, not a curated record. The transcript has a single exon.
AUGGACCGCUGGAAACAGGCCCUCGCCGCCGUCAAGUUUCAAUCCAUCGCCGACAGCAUGCGGCGUCCCGAAUACGGCGAAGACGGCCUCGAUCCCGGCUUCCACCCCAACGACGUCGGCGCCACCGACGACCUGCACCAAGCCGCUGCCACCGGCGACCGCACCAGCGACGACGGCCACGACCACGACGAGGAAAAGGCAAACGCCUCAACGCUCCGCGACGUGCAGGACCAAGAAGCCGCCGACAUUAUCCGCACCUUUGGCCUACACAGCAAGCAUGUCGACGGUCUGUCAACAGGCGCCACGACGCCCGAGGGCAGCAGCACGGCGGCCACCACCCCCGACGGCCUCGGCGGCGAGCCCGCUUCAGCACCCGUCAACGCCGGCCUCCUCUCGACGCUCCUCCGUCUCUCACAGCUCGAAAAGACGAGCAAGAACCUCAUCAACAAGGAAGUCUUCCUCAACAAAGAAUAUCUCGACGAGGACGCCGCCCGCGACCGCCGCACCAAGUGGUACGAGGACCCCAACAUGAAGAAAUCCAGCUCGUCCCUCCCCAAGCUCUCCUUCACCCCGGCCGCCGUCGAGCAGCGCCGUCUCAAGCGUCAGCGGAAAAAGGCCAAGAAGCUCACCGUGCACGUCGCCUCGAUCCUAGCCCGCCAGCGCUACAUCAUGCAGCUGUGCCGCGCCUUCAUGGCCUACGGCGCGCCCACCCACCGCCUCGAGCAGUACAUGGUCAUGACGGCCGGCAUCCUCGACGUCAGCGCCCAGUUCCUCUACAUGCCCGGCUGCAUGGUCAUGAGCUUCGACGACCGCGAGACGCACACCGCCCAGGUCAAGCUCGUGCGCGCCGUCCAGGGCAUGGACCUCAGCCGCCUGACGGAAGUGCACAACAUCUACAAGAGCGUCAUCCACGACAAGACGGGCGCCGACGAGGCCGCCGAGGAGCUCGACAAGAUUAUGAAGCGCAGUCCCCGCUACAACAAGCCCUUCAUCAUACUGCUCUACGGCCUGUCGUCGGCGUGCAUCGGCCCCUGGGCGUUUGGCGCGCGGCCGAUCGAUCUGCCCAUCAUCUUCUUCCUCGGCGCCUUUGUCGGCUUCAUGCAGCACGUCGUCGCGCCGCACUCGAUUCUCUUUGCCAACGUCUUUGAAGUCGCCAUGGCCAUCAUCACCUCGUUCAUCGCGCGUGGCAUCGGGUCCAUCCACGCGACCGGGCCGUUUGCGGACCUCACCGGGCGAAAAUACGUCUUUUGCUUCUCCGCCAUUGCGCAGUCGUCCAUCUGCAUGAUCCUGCCCGGCUUCUCCGUUCUCUGCAGCAGCCUCGAGCUGCAGUCGCACCAAAUCAUCGCCGGCUCCGUGCGCCUCGUCUACACCAUCCUCUACUCGCUGUUCCUCGGGUACGGCGUCACCAUUGGCACCACGGCCUACGGCCUCAUCGACAAGGGCGCCACCGGCGAGGGCUCCUGCGUCGGCGAGCCCCAGGAGCCCUACGGCAACAAGUACGUCCAGCACUUUCCAUUUGUCGCCGUGUACUGCAUCCUCGCCGGGCUCGUCAACCAGGCGCGCUUCCGGCAGACGCCCAUCAUGGCCGUCUUUGGCCUCAUCGGUUACCUGCCCAACUAUUUCCUGAGCGACCGCCUGGGGUCCUCUACGGGGCUUGCCAACACGGUCGGCGCGUUUGCGCUCGGGACAGCGGGGAAUUUGUAUAGUCGUCUCUGGCAUGGCCAUGCCGCGUCGGCUAUUAUCCCCGGCAUCUUUACCAUUGUGUCGUCGGGUCUCGCUGCGAGCGGCGCCAUCAUUUCUGGUCUGCAGUACUCGAAGCAGAUCCAAGACGGCACGAUUAAUGACGCCACAGUCGUCAAUUCCAACAAUUCGCUCACGGGCUUGGGUUACGGCAUGAUUGAGGUGGCGAUUGGUGUGUCGGUAGGGUUGUUUAUUUCAGCCGUCGUUGUGUAUCCGUAUGGAAAGCAGCGCAGCGGAUUGUUCAGCUUCUGA